CCCAUUAUACUCCAUUUAAUAUAGUGUGAUUAGAAUCAAACCGAUCAAACUAAAUUAAACCAUUACAUACUUUAUUAUAUCACAUAAAAACAACACACAUGCAUAUUACAUGAAAUCUUACCUCCAAAUACAAGAAACAAAUUUUACCAACAUCCAAACACUAAAGUUGAAUGAGUAACUUUGACCCAAAAAAACUAACAAAUAAACCAAUCAAUCAUGAUAAUCAUAACAAUGGUAAGAUUCACAUUAAAUAAUCAAUUAUCCUUCUCUAAAACCCAAAUUAGGGGUCUUAAUCUACAAAAUCUAAGAUGGUUUGUUUUUAUGUUUUUGUCAAAAUCAAUCUUUUUAAUCAAUUUUAGCUUUCAAUUCCACUUUGCUUCGUCGGUGGCUGUCCCCACACGCUGUAUCUCCCUUUCUUCUUCCUUUUUUCACUCUCUCACUUCCAUUCUCUCUCCUGUUUAACGCCAUAGUUACUCACCUUCACUUUCUCUCUCCUCAAUCACCAAAAAAAACCCAUCAUAUUUCACACCAUUAAAGGUAAUUAUGCUAACCAAUUUAAUUUCAUCAUUAAUACCCUGUUAAUCUUUCUGGGUAUUUCAUCAUUCAUUCCAAAAAGAUAAAAAGUUCCAAUCUUUCCCCUGAUUUGAUGCACGGUUACAGUCGACUUGGGCCGAAUUUCAACCCAUCAUCACCGUCGUCUUCUCCGCCAUCGUCCCCCCGAUUCCGGCCGUCCCGAAUGAAGCCCAAUGGGCUGAUCUCCGGCCCAGGAAUCGGAAGGGGAGGAGUUGGUGGGUCGAUGAAGCUUGGGAAUUUCGUCGAACGGUUGGUGUGCAUUGUGAUUGCAUCAGUUUUUAGGAGAAAAGGGGUGGUGUUGUUUGCCCCUGUAUUGUAUAUUACUGGGAUGUUGCUGUAUAUGGGCUCUUUGAGUUUGGAGAAUAAAGUUGGGGGAGGAGAGAGAAUUGGGGGUUUGAAGAUUAAAAAGGGAAAUUCUGAUUAUAGUGGUGGGUUUGUGGUUGAUGAGCCGAGGUUGCCGGGUUCUUUGUAUAGAAGUCCUGAGGUAUUUGAGCGACUUUGGCCUUUUCUGGAAUCUGAUCAAGGCAAUCACUCCUCUAAUGCUUUGACGACAGUGUGGCCUUCAAGAUAUCAGCGAGGCUGGAAACCCUGCACAAAUAACAGUGCUGUUGAAACAGAAUUGCCAAAAUCUAAUGGAUACUUUAUAAUUGAAGCAAAUGGUGGGCUUAAUCAGCAACGUCUUUCGAUUUGUGAUGCAGUAGCAGUGGCAGGGCUGUUGAAUGCAACUCUUGUUAUUCCAAUAUUUCAUUUAAAUAGUGUUUGGCGAGAUUCCAGCAAAUUUGGUGAAAUAUUCGAUGAAGAUUUCUUCAUAUAUGCUCUUAGAAAUAAGGUGAACGUAGUAAGGCAGCUCCCAGAAGAUAUUCUCCAGCGGUAUAACCAUAAUAUUAGCAGCAUUGUGAACCUGAGGUUAAAGGCUUGGUCAAGUCCUACAUAUUACCUGCAAAAAGUGCUACCAAAACUAUUAUCAUUGGGGGCUGUACGUGUAGCACCAUUUUCCAAUAGAUUGGCUAACACAGUACCUCCAGAGGUUCAAGGGCUACGAUGCUUGGCAAAUUUUGAAGCCCUGCGCUUUUCUCAGCCUAUACGAUCACUGGCAGAGGUCAUGGUUCAAAGAAUGAUUCAGAGAAGCUCAAGGAGUGGGGGGAAGUAUGUUUCAGUGCAUCUGCGCUUUGAAAAGGAUAUGGUUGCAUUUUCCUGCUGUAUAUAUGAUGGAGGAAAAGAAGAAAAGCAGGAAAUGGAUAUUGCUAGAGAAAAAGGCUGGAGAGGAAAAUUUCGUAGAAGGGGUCGAGUCAUAAGGCCUGGUGCAAUAAGAAGGGAUGGAAAAUGCCCACUAACUCCAAUAGAGGUAGGAAUGAUGCUUAGAGGUAUGGGUUUUGACAAUACCACUGUAGUGUAUGUUGCUGCUGGGAUGAUUUAUAAAGCGGAUAAGUUCAUGGCACCUCUUAGAAAGCUUUUUCCACUUUUAGAGACAAAAGAUACAUUAGCAACCCCUGAAGAACUUGCCCCAUUUCAGGGUCACUUGUCCAGGUUGGCCGCCCUUGAUUAUACGGUUUGCCUUUACAGCGAGGUGUUCAUCACUACCCAGGGAGGAAAUUUUCCCCACUUUUUGAUGGGUCAUCGGCGUUAUAUCUAUGGAGGGCAUUCGAAGACAAUCAUACCUGACAAAAGGAAACUAGUUCUAUUGUUUGACAACCCUGAUGUUAGAUGGGAAACUUUUCAGUACCAGAUGCAAGAUAUGCUGAACCGUAGUGAUUCAAAGGGACGUGAGAUGAAAAAACCUACGGCAUCACUAUACACAUUCCCCAUGCCAGAUUGUAUGUGUCAGGAGGCUGAUGCAAAUGCAAUGCACGGAAAUGGUACGCUUAGUUUAUCUUGAAAUUUUUUGACCCCCACACGAAUUCUUACAACUCUACCAAGAAUUCAAAAUGAUCGCCAUACAUUUUUGUAUAUGGUUCGAUAAUAUAUAGUUGAUUUUUUUAGCCGAGUAAUUUCAUUCAAUUUACUAAACUAAGUUACCUAAUUGCUUUAGUUGAGAUGAGAAAUUAGCUACUAAUUCUUUGAUAUAUAGGUGCUAGAAUUCGAAUUAUUCCUUGUAAAAUUCGAGCUGCUAC
Molecule: messenger RNA, 2684 nt
Organism: Chenopodium quinoa (quinoa)
Lineage: Eukaryota; Viridiplantae; Streptophyta; Magnoliopsida; Caryophyllales; Amaranthaceae
Exons: 10
Coding region: 647-2449 (600 amino acids)
Source: RefSeq, a predicted model, not a curated record